CAGUCGGAAGGGUUGGCAAGUCUGAAAGCUCUCGCCAUAUUCACCCCACCCAAGUGUCGUCGAGUUUUUGGUUGAAUGGCAGAGGGUCGACGGUGGCCCGAAGUGGUCAGAAACGGUCAAACUGGAACUCAUGGAAUUAGAAAACAUUGUAGCCAACACAGUCUACUUGAAAGCAAGAGAAGGAGGUUCCGACAGCAAUAAAGGCAAGAGUAAAAAAUGGAGAAAAUUAUUACAGUUCCCACAUAUAUCACAGUGUCUAGACUUAAAAAGCAAGAUAGAUGUAAAGUACAGCUAUGUAGUGGAUCAGCAACCCAUAGGAAGACUGCUGUUCAGACAGUAUUGUGAAUGUGUUAAGCCUAUGUACCACAAAUACAAUAAAUUCUUAGAUGACGUUGAACGGUAUCAGGUUGAAGUAGAUGAAAAAAGACAAGAAGCUGCGCACGCUAUUUUUAACAAAUAUUUACAACAAACGUCUUUAGAAUGGCAAAUAUUAGGUAUAUUGAAUGAAUCAUUAGUUGCAUCGUGCAAAGAAAAUCUAGAUUCCUCGGAAAAAGAGCUUUUCAAUGGAUGCGCCGCAGAUGUCAAGCUCUUCCUUGCAAAUGAGCCGUUUAAGGAAUUUGAAGCUUCCAUGUAUUUUAAUAGAUAUCUACAGUGGAAAUGGUUAGAAAGUCAACCGGUUACAUACAAAACUUUCCGAAUGUACAGAGUUCUUGGCAAAGGAGGAUUUGGUGAAGUAUGUGCAUGCCAAGUAAGAGCAACAGGGAAGAUGUACGCUUGCAAAAAGUUAGAAAAAAAGAGAAUAAAGAAGAGAAAAGGAGAAGCGAUGGUGCUUAUUGAGAAACAAAUUCUCCAGAAAAUAAAUUCCAGAUUUGUAGUUAGUCUAGCCUACGCUUACGAAACAAAAGAUUCUUUAUGUUUAGUACUAACAUUAAUGAAUGGUGGUGACCUGAAAUUUCACAUUUAUAAUAUGGGUGGUGAUCCUGGCUUCGAUCAAGAGAGAGCAGUCUUCCAUGCUGCUGAGGUACUAUGUGGCUUAGGACAUUUACAUGCCCAAGGCAUUGUGUAUAGAGAUUGCAAGCCAGAGAAUAUUCUUCUAGAUGACCAUGGUCAUGUCCGAAUAUCAGAUCUAGGUUUAGCCGUUCAGAUACCUGAGGGAGAAAUGGUUCGAGGAAGAGUGGGAACUGUAGGAUAUAUGGCCCCCGAGGUUAUUGACAAUGAGAAAUAUACAUUUUCUCCAGAUUGGUUUAGUUUCGGUUGUCUCAUUUAUGAAAUGAUUGAAGGUCAGGCACCAUUCAGAGCUCGAAAAGAAAAGGUCAAGCGUGAAGAAGUGGAUAGACGGGUAAAAGAACAGCCUGAGACAUACUCACAUAAGUUUUCAGAAGAAGCUAAAUUAAUAUGUCAGUUGUUGUUAAAGAAGAGUGUUCGUGAAAGAUUAGGUUGCUCAAGAGGGCGACAUGGGGCAAUAGAUGUAAAAAAUCAGGACUUUUAUAAAAGCAUAAACUGGAAAAGAUUGGAAGCUGGAAUGUGUGAGCCUACAUUUGUUCCAGAUCCUCAUGCAGUUUAUGCUAAAGAUGUGCUUGACAUUGAGCAAUUCAGUACUGUAAAAGGAGUAAACUUAGAUGCAACAGAUGACUCAUUUUACUCAAAAUUCAACACUGGUUCUGUAUCAAUCCCUUGGCAACAAGAGAUGAUAGAAACCAAGUGUUUUGAAGAGCUCAAUCAAUUUGGUCCCUACAACACAGUACCUAAUGACCUCAGAUUGGACCUACCUCCCCCUGAGGACAGCAAGGGUUGCUUCCCAUUCGGACGACGGGUAUGUCCACAAUGCAUAUACGGCGGAGGUAGCUAGAAUGUGGUGGUGGUGGGACCAUGUGAGAAAAUCAUCCUCAUCCAGGGCACAGUCAUCAUCUCACUUUUGCUGUUCGCUGUCGAACAUCUCAAGUUUUAAAUCAAGCAUCAGAACUUCUACAAGUGUGUUCUUUUGAGCAUCUUGUGAAGCUCAGCAUCAUUUAUUAGCUCACAUUCAAGUCAGCCAUAUGUCAGUCAAUGAGAAAAGGAAUCAGUAGAAGAAGAGGAAGCACGGGCAUCACCUAUUUUUAUUUGUAUGUCCUUUUUUGUGCCAAGUGUUUUAGAGAAGUAUAUUGUAAAUGCAAACAAACUACAUUUUCAGAGCCUUAUUCUAACAGCUAUGAAAAUUUUACUUGAAAUUGUAAUACAUUACUAUUCAAGGCUGAAUACUAAUGGGACUAGUCUGUAGGUAGUGAUAUUGUAGUAAGUUAUCAUUUGUAUAAGUCCCUUGCCAAGAAAAGUUACUAUUUGUUGUCUUUUUCAUUCAUAAUAUUGUACUGUAGUUACACUCAGUAAAUCAUAAAUUCAUAUUAAUGCAUAGGUAAGUUUUGUGUUGUUGGAAAUCAUAUACCAAGAGGAUCUAUGAUUUAUGAAGCUAACAGACUAAUAUUUGCCAAAGCUUAGAAUAAGUGUUUCCUUCAUAAAUCAGUUGUAGCUUUAUCCAAUGUAGUUCCACUGGUUUAAAUUGACUUGUAUUUAGAAAAAAAAUUGCAGUAGUAGUAAUUAUGGUUCUGAAAUGUAGUUUGAGAUUGGUGUGAAGUGGUUUAGGGAGUAAUUCACCAUAUUUUUUUUUUCUUUUUUAUAAUGAUGUGGAAUUAAUGGUCAGUAUUUACCUGUUAUAUUUGUCUUUUUUUUAUGGCAUUGUAUGUUGCCAUAUUAUUUACCAAGGUGCAAGUUGACAUAUGAUCAACUUUAUUUCCUUCCUAUAGAUUCUAGUACUGCAAAAGUAAGUAAGUCAAGUUUAGCUAUUUGGGUUUGGGAUAACCACAUAGCUGUCACUAAGUUUUUAAAGCCUGAUUACAAGAGUGGGAAAGAUGCUGGAUUAAAUUUGGUCGUAAAGUUUUCCUUCUUUUUAAUGUAGUAUACGUACAUUCUCCCUCACUGGAAACUAGCAGUGGUUUUGUAUAUCUAUGGGAAUUCCUUUUCAGUGUUUCAGUUUAUCAGCAUUUAGAUUUGUAUCCUUGAAGGUUCAUUGGAUGUUGUUUAUACAGUUAAUUUUACUUUUAGUACUUAUUAGUGAUUAUUGUAAUGUGUAGACUUCGUGAAUCAUUUCUUAUAAAUAUUUCCAACAUUGCACAAGUCACAUUGUCAGAAUGUGGGCACAUUGGUAAUUAAGGAGCUAGUAUGGCAUAGAUAAAGAUAAGUUCCCUGCAGGUCGGGUAGAACUUUUUAUAGGACGCUGUGCGCUGCUCUGUGACCCAAGAUGCUGAUUGCUGUGUCAGUUGCACAUUUACUGUACAAUUUUUUUCUUUAUCUAAAUCCAGUUAAAUAAGUUUCACCAAACUAACCAUCACAGAAAAGCUAAAUUUAAAAUGAUCACAAAAGUGCACUGGAGAAAGAAUUACAUAAAAAAAGUUGUAAAUAUGGUAUGAUACUGGUAGUACAUUGAAUGUUAGGAAGUACUGUGCAUUUACAGUGUGAGAUAUAAGAGAAUUUUGUGGCAUUGUAUGAAAUCUGUUUGCCAGCUGUUUAGGAAUUUGUCUCUAAUUUUUUUUAAUGUUCUCAUGCCCAAGUAUGCGCAGCAAGAUAUGGGCAUUUUAAAUAAUUACAAAGGGCGUUAUUGCAAGCAGAUCAGUGUAAACUAUAAUUUUGAUUAUGGGAAUUACCCAGUAAUUAUAUUAGGUAAGAGUUUCACACGCCCAGCAAUUAAAUUCUGAAAUUUGCGGAUUGUGCCAAUUUGUUAUAAAAAUGUCAUUUUCUUGAACGUGAUUAAAUGAGAUUUCUAUAUCACUGUAAUACAUAAAUGCCUAAUCAGUAAGAGCUCUUUUUGAAGUUCAGUCAUCAUGUGUAACUGAUGAAGUAUUUAUCUAUUUAAUGUUGACAUAUUAGAGAGCUUUUCAAUAAAGUAAUUUAAUUUACAAAAAGUCAAAAUACUAGAUUAGAACUUUGUCCCCAAGAUUUCUCAUUUCUCUUAAAAAUAAAAAUAAAUGAAAUUGAGUUCAUUUUGAAAAUUGAUCCAUUUUCUUGUUCAAGUUAAUCAUUUUCAUUUAUGAUAGUAGUGAAAGUUGUGAAAUCAGUCUCUGUGAUUGCUUCUUUGUAUAAAGUUGUCUUUACUAAGAAACUUUUUAAUCUGAUUACCAGACAUUGCUAGGCUUCCAUAGUGGUUGAUUGAAGGAUUGUUUUUAAGUGAGGAUUGAAAAUAGCUCAAGGUAAAAUGGAAGAAUGUAGGCAGUCAAGUGAGAAGGGGCCAGAGGAAGUAGAAUGAAAAGAACAAGGGAGAAACCAGAGCAGUUAAAGCCAGUUGAUAUUGCAAAUAAUUGUCAGUUAGUCAGUUUGCAGUGUGUUGCGCAAGUCAUACUGUAGGGUGUGCAGGGUUUGUAAAAGUAUAGAAUGUAAUUUGGUGGUUUUCAGUAUAAAACUUUGAAAACCAUCACUCAGUAUAGAGCUCAACCUUUAACAUAAGUUGUUCUACUUAUGAUGGAAUAUGUUUAUACUUCAUUACCCAUAGUUUGUGUCACAGCUCUCAUUGACUAGGAUAACAUUUAAAAGCCAAAUUCAUCUAGAUUUUGCAAGAGUUUAUUUAUGCUAAGGUGAACAGGGAACUGACUAUCUAUUUCAGUUUUUAAAGGAUAAGUAAGGUGUCUUAAGUCUUUUGACUGCUACUAGAAAAAAAAAGUGUGCCCUUGAUAUGGCAUAACUGCAUCUUAGAUUGAGAUUGUGAGGCUGUGGACUUGAGAGAGAGUCCCCAGUUUAGAGGUGAAAUACAUGUACGAUGAUGAAAACAGUGCACAGACACUUCACAUUGUUGUUAGAAAUUCACCCGACAGCAUCUCUUGAAGUCUGUGUGUUAUGUGGCAAUCCAGAUAUUUUAAGUUAAAUUAAAGAUUAACAAAUUUCUGUGUUAAUGCUCACAUUUUCUUUCUAGCAUUUAAGUAAUACUUAAAAUUGAAUCUUUUAUAUGGCUGGCUUUUUAUUAUAUCAAAGAGCCUCAAUUGAUAACAUAGUGUUGUGCUUUUUGGUAAGUAAAUUGUCUUGGAUUAGAUAUUAAUUUUGUGAACUUUAAAAGAGCAUGUUGCACAGUAAUUAGAUAUUUUGUCUCUAUGGUUUGUUAUUUAACUCUGGUUUUAUUAUACUGUAUUCGAAGUGGAUGUAAAAUACUUUUAAGAUUACUUUUUUCAUUACUCUGCUAGUUCCUUCCUCACCUCUGCAACCUGCCAUUUCAGCCAACAAUAUAUAAUGAAACUAAACAGUUUAUCUACUCUUAAAUUUUUUCUUUUUUAAUUAUUUUUUUAGUGGUAUUGUACGAGGAAAUUGUGUGAGAAAUUCCAGCAUCUUCCCAUAGUAAGUCAUGGCUAACUCUUGAAGUUGAGACAAUAAGAUGGCUAUUUGGAUAUCAACAAGUUUUAGUAGCUUGAACAAGUACAGGUAAUAUAGUUUUGGUGUACUAGUAUCAAUAGAAUUGACAUAUUUUUAGAGUCAAUUGAAAAUCUGGAACUCCUAAAACAAAAUAUAAUGUAGGCUAUCUCCUAAGUAGAUAUCAUGGACAGUGUUGAUAGAUCAUUUUGAUUGCUUGUUUUGAGAUGUGAAUAGAUGUUCAUUUGACUCUAAAAGGAGCUUUUUUGUCAACAUUUUUACAUGCUUUAAUUAUUAUUUUAGUGACUGCAUGAAAUGAAAUUUGUGGACCAUACAACUGAAACCAGCACUGUUGAAGUGCACAUAUUCCAUAGAAACCUUUCUUGAGAGGCUCUUUCGCAGAGGGUGUUAAUUAAUAUAAAUACUAUAUGACAGGACACACCAAACUGCCAACUCGAGACUUUGUAGCCAUUUAAUCAGUAUGAUAGAGGUAAAUUUCUUUUUAUGUUUGUAUGAACUCGCACACUAUAUGUUUUUAUAUUCUUUAUAGUAAAGUGCAUGUUUUGUUGUUCUCUGUAAUUUCUUAUACGAUCAGGUCUUCAGUAAUCUCUGAAUAUCAUAUGUAAUGCUGUACUGUAUUGUGUUCACGUCUAAUGAUUAUACUGUCGGAGCAAAAUUAAAAUAGUUGUAAGAUAAAAUUGUGCUCUGACAAGAUAUUCUUGAGACAUGAAGUUCUAGUGAGGGAAUUUGGAAAGCUCAAAUAAUUGUGGUUGUAAUAGUUGAACCUUUUCAAGUACAUUACAUGAUUUUGGAUCCUUGGAAAUCUUUGCUCAUAGUACAGUGUAGAAGAAAGUAUCAAGUUCUAUUUUUCUGAGCCUUUUAUUUUGUAAAGUUGAGUUUCUACACAUCUAUUUGUCUGAGGUUCCUUCAUGGAAAAUAGAAUUUUUGACAUUGAAAAAACCUUUAAUGUAUUAAUAUUUAUGUUUUUGUUGGGUGACUUACGUAUCUAUUUUAUUAUUGUGUUGCCCCUUAUUUUAUGUUGUAGAUUUAUUUUUAAAUCAUUAUUUUGUGUUAAUAGUAUGACAGAGUAUUAUGUAGUUUUGUAAUGAUGUUUGUGUCACAACUCACAAGUUGUCAUAUGGCAAAGUGCCAGAAUAAUAUAAAUAUUCUUCAAAGUAUUAUAUUUUUCCAAUUUUUAUUUGUUGAUAUCUUAAUGUUCCUCUAAUUUUUUAACUGUUGGUACUGUAGUAUUGUUACCUUUGUUUCCCAUUCAUUAAAAUAAAUGUAUUUUGGUGUUGACUCAUUUUCUUUGGAUCUGUGAGAUCGAGCAACAGAUGUUUUCAGGUCUGGGAUAUAUUGAAGUGGUGGUGAAUCUUUGUUUCAAGUUGCCUCUAAAAUACUCAUGUGAAUACUUUUUGGGGACCCAGCUAGCUGUGCUUUGAUGACCAUUGCAAUCCAUGGCAUUGGGAAGUAUAGAUAUUACAGUAGUUUUGUCUUUAUUCGCUGUGAACUUGUGUUUCUCUUCUCUUUUCAACAUCAUUAAAUUGUAUAACACUCUCUCUCUCUCUCUCUCUCUCUCUCUCUCUCUCUCUCUCUCUCUCUCUCUCUA
Macrobrachium nipponense is the source of this 6970-nucleotide messenger RNA. It is a transcript of the gene Gprk2, whose product is annotated as G protein-coupled receptor kinase 2-like. Gene Ontology annotation, molecular function: ATP binding; G protein-coupled receptor kinase activity. The record is from RefSeq and is a predicted model, not a curated record. Gene Ontology annotation, biological process: signal transduction; protein phosphorylation; regulation of signal transduction. NCBI's taxonomy places the organism in Eukaryota, Metazoa, Arthropoda, Malacostraca, Decapoda, Palaemonidae. Bases 131 to 1849 code for a protein of 572 amino acids. The transcript has 14 exons. Gene Ontology annotation, cellular component: cytoplasm.